Pseudogymnoascus verrucosus is the source of this 1064-nucleotide messenger RNA. RefSeq lists its product as uncharacterized. The transcript has a single exon. NCBI's taxonomy places the organism in Eukaryota, Fungi, Ascomycota, Leotiomycetes, Thelebolales, Thelebolaceae. The record is from RefSeq and is a predicted model, not a curated record. The coding region runs from base 100 to 1047 and encodes 315 amino acids.
GAACAAUAUAUCUAGACCGUAUGGGUCCUUUUCCUCCAACCUUUGCUUUUCCGGUGUUGUUCCUUUACCUACAAAAAAUCUAUUUUGAUUCUCCGCUAAAUGCGACCUCUGCAAAUUUCUUCGCUUCUCCAUCGGUCUAUAUUCAAAGAAUGCCAUCGUGUUCAAAACGUGGAAGCUAUUGUGUUCGCCACAUGGAAUCACUUUCUGUCCAGACGCCACCAUUUAAGCACUUGUUAUAACCCUUUCUUGAGACAUGUUAAAUCGAUCACAAGGAACACAAAAGUACACCAUAUCUCAUCCAUGUCUCUCUCGACUUCUCAAGGGAGUCAAGACGAAGCGUCACCCUUACCUAUGUGUUAUUGGAAUUCAGCGAAAUCGAAGUGGGGGUUUGCCAUUUAUCGGACAGUCUACACACCAGAGUCGGAUGCUAAGUGGCCGAUUGCGAUGGACAGAUUAAGGGAGUGGCUUCGGUCCGAAAUAACGGAAGACGAAUCGGUUCAUGAGGAUUAUAAGGGGAAAAUCUAUGAGAACUUUCUGAACUUGGUUAUGGAUGAUAAGAAGCUCUAUGAUGGACUGCCGAUUACGGAUGUCAAGAAGCACUUCAAGAAAUGGCUCAUCGAAAACGAGCUCGAUUAUUCAACAAAUCCAGAAGCGGAGUAUGACGGAAGCAUUUACCAAGAUCCCGAGAUUUUGGAAAGAGCUCAUCUUCAGGAGGAUGAGACGCUGAAGCAACAGCUUAUUAUGGAGUCAUAUUGGUAUCUCAGCACAAGGAUAUGUAUUGUAGUUGAUGAAGAGGUAUUAACGAGUCUCAUGGAUAUUCCAUGUCCUACUCGCGGGGAAACUGUCACAGCUGUUUGGCUGAAAAUCAUCUUGGACGCACACCCAUACUGCAAAGAAGGUUUCCUAAAACUCAAUCCCUGGUAUAAUGGUUGGGGUCGAAUGGAUAUUAGGAAUGGGCUAGCUCGAACUCAUUAUCUUAUUGAAGACGCUGAUUUAGACGAUGGUAUAGCGUUUGAGAUAGACGAACAACCCUAUAUAGAAAUCUAGAUAGCUUAGAGUAACCA